Cooperia oncophora is the source of this 264-nucleotide messenger RNA. The record is from the annotation of a GenBank genome assembly. Lineage: Eukaryota; Metazoa; Nematoda; Chromadorea; Rhabditida; Trichostrongylidae.
AUGUUCUGUCGAAAAACAGAAAUGUGCAAAAGGGUACGUAAUGCACUGGGACGAGUACUGUACAGCCUUGCGCAGCAUGUGCCGUCCGUUGGAUACUGUCAGGGUCUUAAUUUUGUCGCUGCCCUGAUUCUUCUGGUACUAAAGGACGAGUCGAAGGCGUCGGAUCUGCUUGUGCAAAUGGUCCGACAACGACAAGACUACUACAAUGAGACCAUGUCAGGUCUACAAAGGGACACCAAAGUACUACAAUGGAUUCUUGCGUAA